GAGAGAAAUAGAAGAAGCGGUGCGGCAGUUUUGCUGAUUGAUGAGCUGAGCUCUCCGACUCUACUAAUCAUCUUUCCAUUAAACUCUUUCUGACAGGGUUUUACCCCCACAGUUCCAUCUGAUCCGUUGUGGGGGAUUUGAGGUGGUUAACUGCGUUCUGCUGGAAACAUCAAGAUGUGAGUGGUGUCUUGUUUUGCAAGUCUUCUCCUGUUGUCUUCUUUCCUACCCAUCCUAAAUUUACCACUGCUGGAACAUAAAGAGGUCCAACGAGCGUGAAGUUAGACAUGAUUAAACGUGAGAAUCUGCGACCUCCAGACAACUCCAUUAGUCACCGAAGUUCAUCUAUCACUCGUGGACCAGUGCAGAAAGAAACUCACCAGUGCUCUCAGUGUGGGAAGAGUUUCACUCAAAAGUGUUAUCUCCGACAACACCAGCGAAGUCACACAGGAGAGAAGCCGUAUCGAUGCUCACUGUGUGGUAAUAGUUUUGCUUUCGUCUGUAAUCUCCAGCGGCACCAGCGCAUUCACACAGGAGAGAAGCCACACCAGUGUUCUCACUGUAAAAAGAGUUUUACUGAGAGUGGCAGUCUCCACAAACACCAGCGAACUCAUACAGGAGCAAAGCCCCAUCAGUGUUUGGAGUGUGGGAAGAGUUUUACACAAAGGAGUAAUUACCAACAACACCUGCGCAUUCACACAGGAGAUAAACCACAUCACUGUACAGAGUGCAGAAAGAGUUUUAGACAAAAGACUUCUCUCCAGGUACACCAGCGCAUUCACACUGGAGAAAAGCCCUAUUACUGUACUGAGUGUGGAAAACAUUUUACUCGGCAGAGUGAUCUCCUGAGACACCAGCGUGUUCACACUGGGGAGAAGCCGUAUCAGUGCUCACAGUGUGAGAAGAGUUUUAGUGACCAUGGUAAUCUCCGACAACACCAGCGCAUUCACACUGGGGAGAAGCCGUAUCGGUGUUUGGAGUGUGGGAUGAGCUUUAGUAAAAAUAGAAAUUUUCAGCGACACAAGCACAUGAACACAGCUGAGAAGGAGGACAUGCUACUAGUCCUCUGAGGAAGUGUUGGACUUUAUUUAUUCAAACGGCUUAUUUUGGGUCAAAUCAAGAUGAUUUAACCACUUUUAUACUGUAUAAACAACCCCGAUUCCAAAAAAGUUGGGACAAAGUACAAAUUGUAAAUAAAAAUGGAAUGCA
Messenger RNA from Neoarius graeffei (lesser salmon catfish), 1206 nucleotides. Its product is annotated as gastrula zinc finger protein XlCGF7.1-like. The coding region runs from base 285 to 1067 and encodes 260 amino acids. Lineage: Eukaryota; Metazoa; Chordata; Actinopteri; Siluriformes; Ariidae. Gene Ontology annotation, molecular function: DNA-binding transcription factor activity, RNA polymerase II-specific; RNA polymerase II cis-regulatory region sequence-specific DNA binding. The transcript is spliced from 2 exons. The record is from RefSeq and is a predicted model, not a curated record. Gene Ontology annotation, biological process: regulation of transcription by RNA polymerase II.